Penicillium antarcticum is the source of this 3774-nucleotide messenger RNA. RefSeq lists its product as uncharacterized. Gene Ontology annotation, biological process: telomere maintenance. Gene Ontology annotation, cellular component: chromosome, telomeric region. The record is from RefSeq and is a predicted model, not a curated record. The coding region runs from base 1 to 3774 and encodes 1257 amino acids. Gene Ontology annotation, molecular function: DNA binding. The transcript is spliced from 2 exons. NCBI's taxonomy places the organism in Eukaryota, Fungi, Ascomycota, Eurotiomycetes, Eurotiales, Aspergillaceae.
AUGGACGCGAUCGAACAAUCUACACAGAAUGCGCGGGCGCAUUUGACACAGGUCCCAGUCGCCCAGCUUUCUCCAGACCUUGCGCAACCGAGCGAAAAGUUUAUUGUUGCUGUUGUAACGCUUAUUUGGCCAUACUCGUCCUCGAAAAAGUCUCUGAGCCUUUUGCUGGCAGAGCCAGAUGCCCGCCUACGACGACCGAACGGACAAGUGAGAGCCACAUUUCAUGGACGCGUCGCGCAGAAGAUCGCAGAGUCGCAUGUUGGAAUAAGAGAUACAAUCCAUCUUUCUUUGGCAUACGCCAAGUUUAUUAGCAAUGAAGCUGUUACGCAGACACCGGGGAGGUCUGUCGCGUGGGAUGCACACUUUGAAGAUGCUGUGUCUCUCGAGGUCCACCGGUCUUCCGAGCCUCCGUUAACGAUCAGCGUUGAGCCACAGCCGACUGUGCCAUCUCAUGUCGAACUCGCACCUCCGUCGACCCCCGUUCGCCAAACGGCCAAGCAUGGAUUGGAAACAGUGUGUGGCAUGGGCUCUUGGGGAUCGCCGGCAUUUAUGCAAUCCGCUCGGGACUCAUUUGGAGGAUUAAUCGAUACGUCGCGUGACCCUUUUGCAGACGAUGGCUUUGUGCCCGGAACAGGAAGGAAGCGCCCGCGAUACAGCUUACAACGGGAGGAUUGGCGGCUGGUCGACGAGUCUGAGAGCUCAGUCGACAAAGAAGUUCCCGUGGAUUGGUGGGAACAGACUUUGGAACAUGAACUUAACGCGGAGGAUGCGAAUGGUCAACCUUCAGAUGAGCCGAUGGCAGACGCUGCUCCUCUAUCCGAUUCGGAGAAUGCACCCCUUUCUGUAUCGGUGUUUGCAAAGCCUUCUCUUGAACUAACGGGUAGCAUCAUUGAAAGGCGUGCAGGCGAGUCAAACAACAAUGCCUCUCAGGAAUCAUCUGAUAUCCCCGGCCAAGGACCUCCAGCUUUUCCUCUUCCAACCGACACACCACAAAUCCGACCUAUCCCCUCUCCUGGGCUUCCGAUUCCCUCGCCGCUGGUAUCAAAUCACGCCAAUUCCACUGAAUAUUUCACUUCAUGGUCUGCGUCUACGCAAACCGAAGAGAUUCGUUCGGUUCCUGCGGAGACAGCUUCCAUCGCAUCACCUCCUGAAUCUGCCUUUGAGACUCGGGAGAUCCACGAGUCCAACAUGACGGACGAGACUCCUUUCAUCGAAUCUCUUGAACCACUUGUAAUGGAGCCGAUCGAGUCAAAUAUUGCAUCUCUUCAAGCGGAAGCCGUUCUUGAUACUGAUUCUCUACUUCAUGACAUCUUGGCACCGUCUACAGGAUCAGAAGAUCUACCGAAUGAAGUAGAUAUUGAGACAAUCGAGUCCCCGUCAACCGUAAAUGAACCAAGCAUUGCUCAGACCGAUGUUGAGAUCAGAAAUGACGACGAAGUUAAACAGCCAAGUGAAGAUAAACGCCUCGAACUGCUUUCUGUGGGAGACCGUGAUCUCCAACGGGAGGAUGAAGACAUUCACGAGAAUAUGCAGGCUGUUCAGCCGGAAGGCGAGAUUGAUAAUGAGGAAGAUUCCUUGUCAGAUUCCGAAAUGGAGAUUCAGUCAAGUGGCCAACCACAUUCGACAUCUGUCCUGGAUGCGAAUAAAGUCAAAAAAACUGAACCCACUGCGAAGCCCCCUGGGGACCUCGACAGUGGAGAUGAAGCCGGUGCUUCAAUCGAGUCUUUAAGUGUUCCUCGCUCGCGCAGUCAAAGUUACGCUGAAGAAGAUGUUGAAAUGGUAGAAGGAGAAGAACAGUACGAUGAAGAAGCCGACGAUUACGAAUCACAAUAUGACUACGAUGACGAUGAGGACCACCAUGUGCCCCGUUUAGGCACACGACUAGAACAAGAAGAAUUUAGCGGCGAUGAAGCCAAUGUCGACAAUUCCACUGACGAGGACUCAGAACAAGAACGGAGCUUCCCCUCACGCCCUGAGACGCAAGAAGUAAUCGUGCUCGACAGCGACAGCGAAGAUGAACCUGCUCCUAGUCACCCGGCCGUUUCCACUUCUCAAUCCCCUGAUGAAAAAGACCGUUCACAGAGUCCUCGAUAUGACCAGUCUAUACAAAUGUAUGCUGAUAGAGCGGAGAGCAAUGAGGAAUCUUCCGGCAGCGACCAGAGUGAAAAGAUUGAUGAAGCGAACGCCUAUGAAUCAGAUGACCAAGAUGAUCGGGUGCAUGACAGCGACAAGGCUGGUGAAUCAUCAUUUGAGGGAUUUUCGGGAGACGAAAAUGCCCAGGGUGAUGAACAGGAAAUAGCAUUAGUCGACCUGGAACAGAAUCACGAUGUUCCGAUGGCAGAAUUGGAGCACGAAGAGCAAGAUCGAGACUCUGAUUUGAUAGCUGGCAUCGAGUCAGAGAUGGAACAGGUAGCAGAUCAAAGCUCUGACGAGGAACAACCUGGUGAUGCUUAUAGAAGUGUGCCCGAUGUACCUGAAGCUAUUGAUCAGCUACCACACCAAGAUAAUGAGAAUAUGGCCGAUCCUGUCGUACUCUCCGACACCGAAAAGAUUGAUACAUUCUUCGACAUGGACGGCGCGUCUGAUACAGACAUUUCUCUUUCAUUUGAAGAGGAUGCAGCCGACUUUAUAUCAGCGCCCGAACAACCCAUCGAAACCACUGAGAUCACCUACCUUGAUCCUCAAGUCGAGCCCUUAACGCCAGAAAUCAUCGUCUCUCUAUCCGAGCAACAACUUCCAACUCCAGAUCCUACCCAAGAAUCUGCAUUGCCUAAUCAAAGGGGCGAACCCAAGACAUCCCUCACAGGUGAACAAAAUGAACAGCUGGACCUUGAUGCACAUUUCCCCCAUAUGCGCGCCGCCGGUUCGAUUCCCCCGGAAAACAUUGAGGAUGUUCCUGCGCCAGAGAACGCGCACGACCCUCUGGAAAAGGAGUUCGGUCUCGACGGUGCCACAGAUUACCCAAGCGAACGCCAACCCUUGGAGGUUGUCAUCAGCACCGAAGCUCCAGAAACACCGGAAGUAGUCGUGACAGAGCCGCAGCCUUCAAAUCCCGAUCGCAAUGCCCCUGGAUUACGCAGCAAAUAUUCCUAUUUCGCUCCCCUCGCCACACUCAUCGAUCACUACAAUGCUCUGGUAGACACUAUCUCAAUCGUCCACGAAGUUUCCCCAAUCGCCAAAGCCAAAACAGGAUCAAAGGAUUGGUUCAUGACUAUCCAGCUGACAGAUCCUUCCAUGGCUGGCACAACUCUCCAAGCCCAAAUGUUCCGACGCUACAAAUCCACCUUCCCAUCUUUAUUCGAAGGCAACGCCGUUUUACUACGUGACUUCAAAGUCCGAAGCUUCAACCACACCAUCAUGAUAGUCAGUGCAGAAACCAGCGCCUGGGCUGUCUUCGAUGGAUCAAGUCCAGAUGCACAGGUAAAGGGACCUCCUGUCGAAUAUGGCUCAGAGGAAAGUGAAUACGCGUUAGAAUUGCAUCAGUGGUAUACGGACAUGGGUUCUGCUCGCAUUGCGGAUCAUCAGCUUCAAGCUUCCAUCGAGAGGGAAAGCAUGGAUCGUGAAACGUGGGUUACUUCUCAGCCGCCGAGCGAGUCCGAAAGUCCGGAUUCUACCCGGAGCUCGAGACGCACUCGUAGGGGACGACACAGCGGACGGGUUACUAUUCAUUCGCUGAGGGAUGGUACUCGUUAUAUCGAGGUUGGGUCUCCGAAUAGUCGGGGUAGUGAUAGCAUUCAUGAGUUGCGGGAUGGGACUGUGUAUUCCAACCCGUGA